Staurois parvus is the source of this 261-nucleotide messenger RNA. The record is from the annotation of a GenBank genome assembly. NCBI's taxonomy places the organism in Eukaryota, Metazoa, Chordata, Amphibia, Anura, Ranidae.
GGCACAGGUGGGGGCACUGCUGGGCAUGGGUGGGCGGGGCUAGUGGGCGCACUGCUGGGCGGAACUUGCGGGUGUCACUGCUGGGCACCGAUCAUCAGGGCACUGAUCAUCAGUUCCCUGAUGAUCGGUGCCGAUCCCCGCUCUGACAACUGCCGGUUCUCGGCAGUACUUUCCUCACGAUCUGACAGCUGCCAGUUCUCGGCUGCACUUUCCUCACGCUGUCAGAUCGUGAGGAAAGUACUGCCGAGAACCGGCAGUUGU